CUGUUCUUCUCUUUCCGUCGACGCGGGUGAGUGGCGCAGGUGGCCGGCGGGCAGGGAAGCGGCCGCGAUGGCCGGCGGGCGCGGUCAGACGCCAUGCUGAUGCCGGUGCCGGAGCUGACGCCGCCGGAGACGACGACGACGAGGGACUGGUCGGAGCUGCCGGUGGACGUUCUCUCGGUGGUCUUCGCCAAGCUCGGCGCCGCCGAGAUCCUCAUGGGCGCCGGCAUCGUGUGCAGCUCAUGGCUCCACGCGGCCAAGCUGCCUCACCUGUGGCGAUGCGUCGACAUACCGCAGGUGGUGCGCAACGAUGCAGUGUGUUGCGCAAUGGCGAAGGUGGCCGUGGAUCGCUCUGACGAGCGGCUUGAGGUGUUCAAGGCGAUGUAUUUUGUUGACGAUGAGCUUCUCAAGUAUAUAGGGCACAGGUCGCCCGGUCUGAAGAGCCUCUGCCUCGACUCAUGCUCCAUGGUCUCCAACACAGGACUCACCCAGCUGAUGGCCAUGACUCCACUGCUGGAGGACCUCGUGCUACGCGGCGGCCUUGAUUUGUCCGACGAAUUCGACGAUCCACUUGUGAUCCCAACGAUGCACCAGCUGCGGCAGAUCGCUCUUGGCAGCCUCUACAUCAGCAGGAAAACGCUGACGAAAUUUGUUGAUAGCUGCCCUCACCUGGAGCUUCUUGACGCAAGCGAGUGUGUCGCGGUUGACGUCGUCGACGACGCCCUUCGUGCCAAGUGUGCCAGGAUCAAGACGCUCAAGCUGCCCUCCUACUCUUCUGCUACUGAUGCUAUGGCUACACUUGAUCAGUUGUACUACCUUGCAGAUGAUGAUGAUGAGUUCUUCACAGCUUAUUAUUGACGACUUGGGUUAAUUUAAAGUUUUCUAUUUUUAGUAGUGCGAUGAUGACCAGAUAGGUCACGGCAUCAAGAGCAAGUUUAAUAGUAUAGCCCACUACUAGUUCCAAUUCAUCUAUAACCAAUCUAAUAGCUAAUUCAUACAAUA
Molecule: messenger RNA, 999 nt
Organism: Oryza sativa Japonica Group (Japanese rice)
Lineage: Eukaryota; Viridiplantae; Streptophyta; Magnoliopsida; Poales; Poaceae
Product: putative F-box/LRR-repeat protein 23
Molecular function (GO): protein binding
Source: RefSeq, a predicted model, not a curated record